UUUGUUUUUCCUUAAACCGUGAUUCUCGAAUCCAAUACCGAUUUGACACGUGUAAGCUUCUUUCUCAUUCGUUCCUUGUGUUUUUAGUUUUAACAUUAUCAGGGGACACGGACACCGGAGCAACGAUGCGGACUCUGAAAACACAUUCGGAGCUGCCGUUGUCAGAUUUUCAUCUGCUUCUCUUCGUGGCUCAGUUUCUGGACGUGUCAUCCGACGUUCCUGCCUUAGCUGAGUGUAGUCGCCUGUUCCCGAGGGCUCAUCGAAUCAAUGGCCAAUAGUACUUGUUAAUUUUUGUUUUUUUUUUCUUGAUGUUCCUUUAUAUCCCAGAAAAUCUGUUUUACUAGUUGACAAAUGAAAAAAUCUAGUGUACUCGUCAUGUAUUUGAUACAAGUUUGGUGGUUAAUUUACAACUUUCACUGAGUAGUAGUAAUUUGUUCAGGGGCAAAUUGGCCAAAAGAAUUGUUAAUUAUCGAAAUAUUAAAAAGCUGAAAAUUGGCGGGAGAGGUUAGUCUCCAAAGCAGUAGUGGAAGCCCUAGGUUAAUUUUCUCGCUCGUCUGCAAACGCCAUGGAAGACAGUCCUCAAGGCCUUGUGAAGAAAAGGAGAAGAGUUCGGGAUCAGGACGACGGCAGCGACCAGAUAGAGCUCGAUUUCCAGGAAACCCGUCCCAAGCCCAAGCGUAGUCGCACCCAUCCUCCUCCUCAACAGAAUCUCAUUGAGGUUGUCAAAGGCAACGGGGAUCUUAUUUCUAAAGCCGUCAAGAUUUGGGUUGAAAGAUAUGAACACUCUCCCAGACUUGCCACCACUGAGCUCUUGUCAAUGCUCUUUCAGGCUUGCGGUGCUAAACACUCCAUCAAGGAAGAUCUGCUUGAUGAGACUGAUGUCCAUGAUGUUGUCAUUGCCUUUGUUAAUAGUGAUGAAGCCGGGGAAGUUGAAGAUUAUCAGAGUUGGAGAAACAAGGAACUCAACAACUUCAAAGAAAAUCUUGUUUCGUUCUGGAAUUAUCUGAUUAUCGAGUGCCAACACGGGCCAUUGUUUGAUAAACUCUUGUUCAACAAGUGCAUGGACUACAUAAUCGCACUGUCAUGCACUCGACCUAGAUUUUACCGUCAAACUGCCACGCUAAUGGGCCUCCAACUAGUUACAUCUUUCAUUUCUGUUGCAAACACACUCAGUUCACAGCGACAAACCACCCAAAGACAAUUGAAUGCUCAAAGCAAGAAGAGAGCUGACGGGCCUCGUGUGGACUCCCUCAACAAAAGGUUGUCUGUUACUCAUGAACAGAUAACUACACUGGAGGGCAUGAUGCGAAAAAUUUUCACUGGGUUGUUUGUACACCGAUAUCGAGAUAUUGAUAACGAUAUUCGGAUGUCAUGCAUUCAGUCUCUCGGCAUUUGGAUUUUGUCUUAUCCUUCUCUUUUCUUACAAGAUCUGUACUUAAAAUAUCUUGGAUGGACGCUUAAUGACAAAAAUGCUGGAGUGAGGAAAGCUUCUCUAUUGGCAUUGCGAAGACUUUAUGAAACGGAUGAAAACGUCCCCACGCUUGGUCUAUUCACUCAGAGAUUUUCCAAUCGAAUGAUCAAGAUGGGUGUUGAUGUUGAUAUGUCUGCAGCUGUAUGUGCUAUAGGGCUUGUAAAGCAACUGCUAAGACAACAGCUGAUACCUGAUGAUGACCUAGGCCCUUUGUACGAUUUGCUUAUUGAUCAACCUCAAGAAAUCAGACGUGCGAUAGGAGAGUUAGUGUAUGACCACUUGAUCACACAGAAGUUUAACACUUCUCCGUCCAGUCUUACAGGUCCUGGUGAUUUUUCCUCUGAGAUCCAUAUCUUCAGAAUGUUACAAAUAUUACGGGAGUUCUCCACAGAUACGAUUAUAAGUGUUUAUGUAAUUGAUGGUGUUUGGGAGUACAUGAAGGCCAUGAAGGACUGGAAGUGUAUCAUCUCUAUGCUUUUGGAUCAGAAUCCUCAAACUGGGUCUACUACUGACGAGGACUCGACAAACUUGAUCAGACUUCUGAUUGUGUCAAUCAGAAAGGCUGUCGGGGAGAAGACAAUUCCUUCAACGGAUAAUCGAAAGCAGUAUCACACUAAAGCUCAGCGAGAAAUGUUUGAAAACAACAGGAAAGACUUAACGGUGGCAAUGAUGAAGAAUUAUCCACAGCUUCUACGUAAAUUCAUGGCUGACAAAGCAAAAGUGUCGUCUUUGGUUGAGAUUAUUAUGUUUAUGAAACUUGAGCUCUAUUCUCUUAAAAGACAGGAGCAGAGUUUUAAGGCUGCCGUCCGACUCAUAAUUGAUGCUUUUUUCAAACACGGGGAAAAAGAAGCACUAAGAUCUUGCGUCAAGGCUAUAACAUUUUGUGCGUCAGAAAGUAAAGGGGAGCUUCAAGAUUUUUCCCGUGGGAAGCUUAAAGAUCUUGAAGAUGAGCUUUUAGAUAAGCUCACUUGUGCAAUUAGAGAAGUCAAGGAUGGAAAUGAUGAAUACUCCCUCCUUGUAAAUCUGAAAAGGUUGCAUGAGCUUCAAUUGUUAAAGCCUGUGCUUGUUGAGAGCAUGUUCCAUGGGAUUGCUUUGACGCUCCGCAAUUUCAGAAAUUUGGACGAAGAGGUUAUCUGUUUCCUGCUUAUGAAUAUGUACAUGUAUUUGGCGUGGUCUCUGCACUCCAUCAUAAAUUGUGAAGCUAUCUCCGAAGCUUCCUUAUCUUCCCUUAUAUCAAAGCGUGAUACUCUGUUUGAGGAGCUUUCGUACUUCCUGAAUGGAAUUGAGGAAUCGAAGAAAUAUGGUAAUCAGCUAUCGCUCAGGAUCUGUGCUAUACUCGCCGAAACAUGGUGUUUGUUUAGAAAGUCAAAUUAUGACUCGAGUAAACUUGAAAGAUUAGGAUACUGUCCCGACAGUGUCUUUCUUGAGAAAUUUUGGAUACUCUGUGCAGAAACUUUUAGCACUUCAGAUGAGACCGAUGAGGAGGAUGAAAAUACGGAAUACGUUGAAGAGACAAACAGAGAUGUUGCAGUCAUUGCUGCCUGCAAGUUGGUUGCUAGUGAUGUAGUGCCAAAGGAUUAUCUAGGACCAGAGAUAAUAUCACAUCUUGGUAUGCAUGGACCUGGUGUAACAGGCAUCAUAAAGAAUCUUAUUACAUGCUUAAGCAAAAAAGAAGAUGACAUCUCUAAUAUCUAUCUGGAAUCCUUGAAAAGGGCCUAUCACCGGUAUUCAAGUGAACUUUCUAGUGGCCGUGAAGAAUCCAGGGUAGAUAAAUGUCUUCAAGUGUGCCGGGAGCUUGCAGGUGGGCUCUCAGAAAUGUAUAUCGGGGCUGCUUGCAACAAGUACAGAUUGGAGAUUUUUAGUGUGGUCAAGGAAGGUGUUGAGUUUGCUUUUAGGGACGCCCCAAAGCAACUGUUGUUUCUGGAAGUUGCUAUCCUUCCAUUUGCAACCAGACUCUCAGUGCCUGACAUCAUUGACAUUAAGAAGGACGUUCAAGGGCGUAUAGUGCAUGUUAAUACAGACGAAGAUCCCAGCGGAUGGCGUCCUUGCUUCACCUUCUUGGUUUGCCUCAUUCUUCGUGAAAUAGAGCGAUGAACAGCGAUAAGGCCGCGAUCUGGAUUCCUGCAUUCUACGAGGGUGUAUACAAGGCUGUUGAUGAUCCUUCAUUGGAUUCAAUUAUCUCGUGGAGCACAAGCAACCGUAGUUUCAUCAUAUGGAAUCCGUAAGAGUUUCACAGAAGAAUUCUUUCGACGUCAUU
Messenger RNA from Arabidopsis lyrata subsp. lyrata, 3728 nucleotides. RefSeq names its product sister-chromatid cohesion protein 3. Lineage: Eukaryota; Viridiplantae; Streptophyta; Magnoliopsida; Brassicales; Brassicaceae. Gene Ontology annotation, biological process: sister chromatid cohesion. Gene Ontology annotation, molecular function: chromatin binding. The transcript is spliced from 19 exons. The coding region runs from base 566 to 3565 and encodes 999 amino acids. The record is from RefSeq and is a predicted model, not a curated record. Gene Ontology annotation, cellular component: nucleus; cohesin complex; chromatin.